Molecule: messenger RNA, 372 nt
Organism: Orycteropus afer afer
Lineage: Eukaryota; Metazoa; Chordata; Mammalia; Tubulidentata; Orycteropodidae
Gene: BRI3
Product: brain protein I3
Exons: 3
Coding region: 1-372 (123 amino acids)
Source: RefSeq, a predicted model, not a curated record
AUGGACCACAAGCCCCUGCUGCAGGAGCGGCCCCCCGCCUACAACCUGGAGGCCGGCCCGGGCGACUACGCGUGCGGCCCGCAAGGCUACGGGGCCAUCCCCUCGGCGCCGCCGCCCUACCCCUACCUCGUCGCAGGGCUGCCCACCCACCACCCCAGGGUCUACAGCAUCCAUAGUCGAGAUGUCACACGCUACCCUGCCAACUCCAUCGUGGUCGUCGGAGGCUGCCCAGUUUGCAGAGUCGGCGUCCUGGAGGAUUCCUUCACCUUCCUGGGCAUCUUCUUGGCCAUCAUCCUGUUCCCCUUCGGGUUCAUCUGCUGCUUCGCUUUGAGGAAGCGGAGAUGCCCCAACUGCGGAGCCACCUUUUCAUAA